GAGCACCUACAUCAGUUGAACCAACAGGAAAUCCAGGUAAUCUUUGAGAACUGGACUCUCAAGGCUAGUCUCUUGCCAGACGUCUCCUACACCUUUACUUCACUCUCUCUAAACAAGCAGAGCAGCCAUGGCCGCUGCUACUCUCUCAGCUGGCAAGAGCCUCGUCGCCGCCCAGUCCUCAGGGCUCAUGGGCACCAAGGUCCAGAAGGUGUCCAACGUUAAGGUCGCUGCCGCUCCCGCCAGGCGGUACCCUAAUGUUGUGGCCACCUCACGUGUGGACCAGUUCAGCAAGUCCGACAUCAUCGUCUCCCCUUCCAUCCUGUCCGCUAACUUCGCCAAGCUUGGCG
This is a messenger RNA of Closterium sp. NIES-67, 347 nucleotides long. Lineage: Eukaryota; Viridiplantae; Streptophyta; Zygnematophyceae; Desmidiales; Closteriaceae. The record is from the annotation of a GenBank genome assembly.